Molecule: messenger RNA, 5022 nt
Organism: Effrenium voratum
Lineage: Eukaryota; Dinophyceae; Suessiales; Symbiodiniaceae
Source: the annotation of a GenBank genome assembly
AGCCGUUUGGUUCAAACAAUUUUCGAAAGUGGAGCGCACAAUCAUCGUCCAGACCAGUUGCGUAUUUGCCAUGGCUGUAUGCAGCAAGAUGUCAGGGAGCCGCACAACGGGUGUGAUGCUGGCCGGGGGAAUGGCUAUGUUCAUGGCCCCAGCGUUCGUUGCCCCCGGAGUGCCCCGCCAGGCUCAGGUCAGCACAUCGGCUCAGACGUUUCAGACUGCUCAGGCCGCUCAGGCCAUGCGAUCUGAGCCAACUCUAGGCUCCGCAGUGGCCGGUGCUGCCGUGGCCGGUGCAGCUAUGGCUGGCGCAGGUGCCAGGGGUGCCCGUCGGGCCAAAGGGCGCACGGUUGUAGCUGCGCGGCCAGACAUGGAGCAGUGGCAGGGGCUGAGCAAAUUGACCGCCCUUGCCCAAGAGCUGCUGCAGCGGCCCUCGCCUCAGCAGCUGCAGCGCCUGGUGCUUGAGUUGCGCAGCUUCGCUGCCGCCGAGCUGCAGAGGGCGCAGUCGGCCACAGCCCCGGCCGCGCGCGCGAAGGCCUUCGCGGAGGUGGCGCAAGGUGCGGAGCAGGCGCUGCGCAGCGGUGUGGAGGGCCAGCUGCGGUGGGCCGCCAGCGCAGCGGCAGCGAUGCUCCUGAGCAACGUGGUGACCCUGCAGCCAGCACAGGCGGCUGAUGUGGUGAACUAUUCCGACUUCCUGGAGUCAGUGAACAGGGGAGAUGUGGAGAUGGUCCGGGUGCAGCAAGAUAUGGUCUCUGCGCAGUACACCACCAAAGACGGCUCUCGUCGUGAAGUAAACCUCAUUCCCAACGCACAGAUCGAGGAUCAGCUCUUCAAUCAGCUAGCUGACAAGAAGGUUGACGUGGUGGUUGGGACCAACCAGGAGGGCUCCCCCUUGGACUUCCUGCGGAGCUUCGCCGGUCCUUUGGCCUGGCUCAUCGCUGGUCUCCUGCUGCUCUUCGGCGGACCCUUGGGCGGCCCUGCAGGCCCCGGCGGCCCAGGUGGCCCAGGUGGGAACCCCUUUGAGUUGGGCAAAGCCAAGGCGCGUAUUGCCAAGGACGGAGAGACGGGCACCAAGUUUGCGGAUGUCGCCGGUUGCGACGGCGCCAAGCAGGAAUUGGUGGAGGUGGUCGACUUCCUGAAGAAUACCUCCAGAUACUCCGAGCUGGGCGCGAAGAUUCCCAAGGGUGCGUUGCUGGUGGGCCCCCCGGGAACUGGCAAGACACUGCUGGCGAAGGCUGUGGCCGGCGAGGCGGGGGUGCCAUUCUUCAGCAUCGCUGCCUCGGAGUUCGUGGAGGUCUUCGCCGGGGUGGGCGCCAGUCGUGUUCGUGACCUCUUCGAGCAAGCCAAGAAGUCUGCUCCCUGCAUCAUUUUCAUCGAUGAGAUCGAUGCCGUGGGGCGCCAGCGCAGCGCCGGCUUUGGCCAGGGCAACGAUGAGAGGGAGCAGACGGUGAACCAACUGCUCACGGAGAUGGACGGGUUUGAGGCCAACAAGGGCGUGGUGGUCAUCGCUGCCACCAACCGCGCAGACAUCCUGGACCAGGCGCUGGUGCGACCUGGGCGUUUCGACCGCCAAAUCCAAGUGGAUCCCCCAGACGUUCAGGGCCGGACGGAGAUCCUCAAGGUUCAUGCCAAGGGCAAGAACCUGGCACCAGGCGUGGAUCUCACGGCUGUGGCUCGGAUGACCCCCGGCAUGUCCGGCGCAGAUUUGGCGAAUUUGCUGAACGAGGGCGCCAUCGUGGCGGCACGCGAGAACAAGACUGAGAUUGACCAGGACGACAUUGCCAACGCACUGGAGAGGAUCGCUAUCGGUUUGGAGAAAAAGGAUGCCGUGAUGAGUGAGAAGAAAAAGCGGUUGGUGGCCUAUCACGAGGCUGGCCAUGCUAUCUUGGGAGCAUUGAUGAACGACUACGACGUCGUCGCCAAGAUCAGCAUCGUGCCCAGGGGACCUGCGGGUGGUGUGACCAUCUUCACCCCCUCGGAAGAUCGCCUGGAUUCUGGGCUCUACACCAAGGAGUUUCUGGAGAACCGGAUGUGCGUGGCGCUGGGCGGGCGAUUGGCGGAGGAGAUCAUCAACGGCAAGGACAAUGUCACCACAGGGGCCUCCAACGACUUCCAGCAGUGCACGCAGGUGGCCAAGCAGAUGGUGAUGACGCUGGGCAUGUCGCCAGCGAUCGGCCAGCGGCUGUUGGGCGGCCAACAGGGGGGCGGUCCCUUCAUGGGCCGAGACUUCAUGGGUCAGAGCGCGCCCCCCAUGUCGCAGGCCUUGAAGCAGCAGGUGGAUGAUGAGGUGAAGCGCAUAGUGGAUGAGCAGUACAAACGUGGGAUGAAGCUUCUCACUGACAACAUGUACCUGCUGGAUGAGCUUGCCAAGACCUUGAUGGAGCAGGAGAAGGUUGGUGGUGAAGAGUUGGUCAGGAUGAUCAACAAGGCUGCGAUUGAAGGCAAGUUGGUCAUGGCGCAGCAGAUGGCCACUGCGGCCUACAUGGGUGAAGCCGCUGAAAACACCGGCACCAGCCGCGCCGCGCUGCCAGCGCAAGUCCACCAGGUCCGUGGCCAAAGGAGACCUGGCUUUUGCGGAAGCCGCGCUUUGCCUAUACUGCGCAGCCGGGCAGCCAGGAGCGCGGUGGCGCGGUACGGCCUUGCCACCGAAGGGGUGGAGGCUGCAAGCGAGUGCACCAGCGAUGAGGUGCUGCGCAAGGUGCAGCAGGUGGCCGACUCGCAGGGUACAGCGCUGCCAGAGCAGGCGAUCCAAGCUGCUGCUGCCUCUUUUGUAGUGGCUUUGGCAUCCACUGCAGCUCCUAUCCCAGCCUCGGCCGAGGUGCCAGCCUCGGCCGAGGCUGCUUUGCCAGACAUAGCCCCAAUGCAGCAGGCGGCCCAAGGACGAGAGAUCGCAGCAUCGCCUGUGGACAGGGUCAGCUACUCGAAUUUGCUGCAGCUGGUGGAUGAGGGUCAGGUGGACCGUGUGGACUUCUACGACAAGGGCCGCACAGGGGUGGUGAGCGUGGCGGGCAGGCAGCAGCAGCUGGUGGCAGAGCUGCCGCCGGGCACCGGACUCGUCAACAAGCUUUUGGCCAAGCAGAUCCAGAUCGAGGUCCACACGCCUGAGAAGCCCAACCCUCUGCUGGGCGCGCUGGGCGAUGCCGCUCUGCCGCUUCUGCUCAUCGGAGGGUUGCUGUAUAUGCGGUCCAGGGGCCCUGGCACGGGCGGCAUCCCGGGCAUGAACCAGAAAGCGCAGAUCAUGAUGACGCCGGAGACCGGUGUAAAGUUCGAGGAUGUGGCAGGCAUCGAGGAGGCCAAGCAGGAGCUGACCGAGAUCGUGGACUUCCUACGGGCGCCCGAGCGCUUCGUGAAGGUGGGCGCCAAGAUCCCUCGAGGCGUCCUGCUGAGUGGCCCUCCGGGCACGGGCAAGACCCUCAUGGCCAAGGCGUUGGCAGGGGAGGCCAAGGUGCCCUUCAUCCAGGCCUCCGCCUCCGAGUUCAUCGAGCUCUUUGUCGGGGUGGGCGCCUCACGGGUCCGCGACAUCUUCAAGCAGGCCAAGGAGAACUCCCCGUGCAUCGUCUUCAUCGACGAGCUCGACGCCAUCGGCCGACAGCGCGGCGCCGGCAUGGGAGGCGGCAAUGACGAGCGCGAGCAGACCUUGAACCAGAUCCUCACUGAGAUGGAUGGCUUUGAAGGCAACAGCGGCGUCAUUGUAGUUGCUGCCACCAAUCGUGCGGACAUCUUGGACCAGGCCUUGCUGCGGCCGGGUCGUUUCGACCGCCGCGUCACCGUGGGUCUGCCAGAUGUGCAGGGCCGGGAGCAGAUCCUGAAUGUGCAUGUGAAGAACAAGAAGCUGGCAGAAGAGGUGACGCUUCUGGACAUCGCCAAGCGCACGGCUGGCUUCAGCGGAGCAGAUCUCGAGAAUCUCAUGAACGAGUCGGCCAUCCUGGCGGCGAGGCGCAACAAGACUGGCAUCACCAUGCAGGAGAUCAACGACGCAACUGACCGAGUCAUCGCUGGCCUCGAGGGCCGGGCUAUGCCCGACAGCGCCUCCAAGAAGCUGGUGGCCUAUCACGAGGCAGGCCAUGCUCUGGUGGGCACGCUGCUGCCAUACCAUGACCCGGUGAACAAGGUGACGCUGAUCCCCCGUGGCCAGGCCAAAGGCCUCACCUGGUUCACGCCUGGGGAGGACCAGAGCCUCAUUUCAGCGGCCAUGCUGAAGGCGCGCAUCGCGGGCGCUUUGGGGGGCCGCGCAGCGGAGCAGCUGGUCUUUGGCACCGACCAGGUCACCACUGGGGCCAGCGGAGACCUCCAGCAGGUGGAACGCAUGGCCCGGGCCAUGGUCACGCAGUUCGGCAUGUCCCAGGUGGGCUCCAUCGCCAUCGACGAGGGGGGCAUGAUGGGCCCCAGCUACUCCGAGGCGUUGAGCAGCGAGAUCGACGGGGCGGUGAAGGCCAUCUCGGAUGAGUGCUAUUUGAGGGCCCUAACUCUGCUCGCGGAGCAUCGGGCUGUCUUGGACAAGAUCGCAGAGGAGCUUUGCGAGGUGGAGACCAUGUCCGGGCAGCGCCUGAUGCAGAUUCUGGAGGAGCACACUGCGGUGCCGGAGAAGCUGACGGCGGUUUGAGGCCCAGGUGUUCCGGAGAAAUGAAAGUCCGGCAAAGGCCGAAGGCUCUGCCAAAGAAAGGCAGGCGAUGAUUUUAUGGAGACGUUCCAAAUUCUCAUGAGGUGCAGGUUCCACUUCCAGUUGCUGGGGCAAGUCAGAGGCUCUCGGGUACAGACUUGAGAUGGCUUGCCAUAGCAAUCUUCGGCACUACGGGGUAUUUUGUACAGAUCCCGCUGUGCCCCAACUUUGAAGGGCUGAAUGGCAUGCUUCAAAUAUCCAUUCGCGAAUUCAAGCCAUGCUUCUGAGCUUCUGACCGGCCAAUGUGAACUUAGCUGGCCGGUGCCUCCUCUUCCCGGCGAAGUCGUCGUGGCAAUGAUACAAUGUUGCACACCCGCCUAAUCCGAACAGCGCAAAACAACAAUAACAGAAGCGCCUUUGUUUGCUGC